Lathyrus sativus (Indian pea) is the source of this 672-nucleotide messenger RNA. The record is from the annotation of a GenBank genome assembly. Lineage: Eukaryota; Viridiplantae; Streptophyta; Magnoliopsida; Fabales; Fabaceae.
AUGGAGAAAACCGAUGUUAAAGUUCGAUGCCAGAGGAUUGGUUGCAAUGCUAUGUUCACCGACGACGACAAUCUUGAUGAUUCCUGUCAAUACCAUGAAUCGGUACCUCUAUUUCAUGAUGGAAUGAAAGAAUGGAGUUGCUGCAAGAAAAGAAGUCAUGAUUUUAGCUUGUUUAUGGAAAUUCCAGGAUGUAAGACAGGCAAACAUACGACAGAGAAGCAAGUAAUUGCACCGAUUAAGAAAAAGCCUGUACCCUCUCCAACUGCAGCUCCCUUAACCAAUGCGUCGACGAAGGACUCUUCUUGUUCUAGGUGUCGGCAGGGUUUCUUUUGCUCAGAUCAUGGCUCACAAGGCAAACCUGUAACUAAAAUUGGAGACAAACCUUUAAAUCCUUCUGGAGAUGCAUCUACAAGCAGUUCAAGUGUGAUGGCUUCAAAACCUCCUCAAAAAAUAGUUGACAUAAAUGAGCCCCAAGUAUGCAAAAAUAAAGGAUGCGGUCAAACUUUCAAGGAAAGGGAUAAUCACGACUCUGCUUGCAGUUACCAUCCUGGCCCUGCUGUUUUUCAUGAUCGGGUGAAAGGGUGGAAUUGCUGUGAUAUUCAUGUAAAUGAAUUUGAUGAGUUUAUGGCCAUUCCUCCUUGCACAAAGGGAUGGCAUAAUGCUGAUCAAUAA